CGCAGGGCGAGGGGGCGAUGGCGGACCUGAGCGGCGGGCUGGAGCUGGUGCCGGUGGCGCUGUGGCCGCCCGGGGAGGCCCCGCCGGCCUUUAAGUAUAGCCCAGACAACGUGGCUGGAGCAGAUGGAGACAUUGACCCCACUGAAAUCACCUUUCCUGGAUGUUCUUGUCUUACCAGCUCCUGCACAGCUCAUGAGUGCUCGUGUCUUCGCCAUGGUGAAAAUUACAGCAGCUUGUGCCUCAGGCUGAUGGAGAAAAAGGAGGAGUACGACAAACCUGUUUUCGAAUGCAACACCAUGUGCCCCUGUGGUGAAUCCUGUCAAAACAGGGUUGUUCAGAGGGGGCUGCAAUUCAGACUUGAGGUAUUUAAGACUGAGAAGAAAGGGUGGGGUCUUCGCACUCUGGAAUUCAUAAGUGAAGGAAGAUUUGUUUGUGAAUAUGCUGGUGAAGUUUUAGGCUUUAACGAGGCAUGUAGAAGAAUUCAGGCCCAGACAUCAAAGGACUCAAACUACAUUAUAGCAGUGAGGGAGCACCUCCACAGCGGUCGGAUAAUGGAGACAUUCGUUGACCCUACAUACAUCGGUAAUGUAGGCAGAUUCCUGAAUCAUUCCUGUGAACCAAAUUUAUUUAUGGUGCCAGUUAGAGUCGACUCAAUGGUGCCUAAGCUGGCGCUUUUUGCAGCUACUGAUAUUUCUGCUGGAGAGGAACUUUCAUAUGAUUAUUCUGGAAUAUUCCAUAAUUUACCAAUAACUAACAGAGAACAAAAAACUAUAGAGGAAGACAACAGAUUGAGAAAGCCUUGCUACUGUGGUUCCCGCACAUGUGCUUCUUUCUUACCUUGGGACAGCUCCCUCUUUUCCACAACAGAGACUUGUUCAGGGAGCUCUCCAUAGCUUUUUGGUCCCUAACGACACGUAAAAUGUAUAUUUUUCCCUAAUAGUUAAAUUGAAGUUAAACAAAACUGAUUGUGUAUUCCACCAAGGAAGCACAUGUGGUUUUGAAUAACACCUCAAAGACAAAAUUUGGGGCAUAACAUCAUGCAGCAUCCUAGAGACCGUUUCGAAGGUUGAUGGUCUGAAGGAGCACAGGAGCUUCAAGAUGUUCCAAAAUCCAUUACUAAGCCAGGCCUGGUGGUGUUUUCUUCUGACAGAUUCCUGUAUAUUAAAGCACAUCUCACAAUUUGUGCAUUUCAGAAAAAAAUGAACUUUUAACAUUGAUACAUGAAAAGGACAUGUAAUAACAAUGAGAAAUAUCAUUCAGGAGAAUGAGACCAAAGAAUACUGGCAUUUGCAACAAGGGCAGUAAGUUUCUUAAAUCCCAUUAAAAUAAAUUAUUUAAAAAUUACCUGCUUUAAAUGUUUUUGUUCCACAGAAUAUAAAUUACUGUUAUUAUUGAUGUAAAAAACCCAGAAAGAUCAGUUUGAAUGCUUCAUCCAUCCAUCCCCUUUUCCAUCUCCAGACACAUCUAGCUGCAUGCCAAAAUCUGUUUUUAUGUGACUAGUUCUGUCUCAUGACCAUUUAAUUUCUGUGUAAAUGGCACAGUACUGGAGGCUCUGACAUCUGUCUGAAGGUUCAUCUGCUAGGAUUUCUGAAAUAAGAGUAAGCAGCACACCCAUGUUUCUUUCCAGCACUAUUAUUCCACACUUUAGAAGGAAAUUCAGACUCUGCAGUCUAAAGGAGCAUAAUGCCACUAUUCUGACUUCUGAAAUGCAUUAAAGUAGGAAAUAGAAAAGAACAUCUGAACAACAACAGACUUGUCUCCUUAUAUUGUUGAACAGCUGGCAAAUAAGUGAGUGUUCCUUUCAGCUACUGAUUUGUUUUCACUAUUCCCACAGAGCCAGACUAUAUAAAGCAAAGCCUGUCCUUUCCCAGCAGAGGGAGAAAGUCAUUGCAUCUUUUCUUUCUCGUACAGGUCUAACACACAUACACUGCUUUACUAAGCCUCUCCUUACACCAGGGAUACAUGAGAGAGCUUGCCGGAUUCAGUACAUUCUGCAACGCCACGUUACUUCACUUCCUUUCUAGAAAGAUCGAAUUAAGGAAGUUUCAAACAGGCUUGUUUCAAAUUUCUCCCAGCUUUGAUAUACAAGACAGAAACUGCAAUGCUGCAUUUUACAGUUGUGCCACAGCAUGCCAUUAGUGGCACAACCCCUGAGGUUAUUUGCUCCGUACAGUUUGAUCUUUACCUGUAUUCACCACUUUUGACUUAACUUACACAAGGCAGCAUAUCUCAGGAGGAUGAGCUGCUCUGCAGGCCAUAGGUAACUGUUUUAAAGACAACUUCGAUUUCAACACGAGAGAUUAACCUGACGUUGGCAAGGGAUAAAGGAUAUUUAGCAAACGGCAAAAUAAUAGCAGCAAACCAAAAUCUUACUUUGUGUUCACCUAUGCUUUCUUGGUAAGUUUCAGUGUUAGUGUUUCCCCAUUUAAUAUCCGUCUUCAUGCUUCCGUUACAAAGAACUGCUGUUGAGGUUUACAUAUGGCUGUGGUUUUAGGUGAAGAUACAGAUUACCACUUAAGGUAACAGUUAAAUGUCACUUCUGUCAGUACAGAAAGCUUCCAACAGAGUUCAGCUGCUUGUCAAAAGUAAUUUACAAGCUGAGUGGCCAUAAACUUUACACCUUUAUCUGAUUAAGGGUGCCUGUUUCUACAGGAGAGAAGUUCUCCACAUCCUGUAACUCAGAAGGCACGGUGCUCUAGAUACCAGAACACUGCUUCAGUUGCAGGCUCUCUUGUCCUAUUUAGAGGCUUAUCAGGUUUUCUUCUCCCAAAAGGCAUCACGCCAGCCACCUUCAGCCUGUAGGACUGGAGGGCGGGGAGUGGAUGAUCCAAUCUACUUCCUCUUUCCGUCCUGGAAAAAGUUUCAGGACUAGUUUUACACAAUCUGUAUUCCUAUUCCUCAAGAUUAGAUGUGUUUUCAAGAUGACAGCACAGUUUGUGAGCUUCCUGUUAUCAAUAUGUACUUGGCAUGAUUUUGAGUAGUUAAGGAAGUGUAGAUUAAAAAAAAAAAUCCAAAAAACCCAACCUCAAAACACAGCCCCCUAAACACCAUUAGCAAUAUCUACUCCUGGCAUCACCAGCCUUAAAGCAGAGAACACAGCUGAGCCUUCUGUCUCUGCGCAAUCUGACCCUCUCGGGCCCAGCCAGCUAAUGCCGCUUCUAGGCAAGUGAACCAACUAUCAGUUACCUGGUUAGAACAAAGAAGAGAGUGUUGUACUGUUAAAAACAGCCAGGCACACUAAAUGCCUUGCAAGAACAUGAAAUAAGAUGUUGUCCUUGAGUUC
Cuculus canorus (common cuckoo) is the source of this 3283-nucleotide messenger RNA. RefSeq names its product histone-lysine N-methyltransferase SETMAR. The transcript is spliced from 2 exons. The coding region runs from base 18 to 893 and encodes 291 amino acids. Gene Ontology annotation, molecular function: protein binding; zinc ion binding; histone H3K9 methyltransferase activity. Lineage: Eukaryota; Metazoa; Chordata; Aves; Cuculiformes; Cuculidae. Gene Ontology annotation, cellular component: nucleus. The record is from RefSeq and is a predicted model, not a curated record.